CCCAGGACUGGUUUAGAUCAUUGUUACUGUUGUUGGCCGCCAGCGAAAAUCGAACUCAGGCCACCGGAUGAGUAGCGCAAGUCCGCAAACUGCUACAUAUCUGCACACGCACAUUCACACAGACACCAAGGACACGUGCAUGGCUUUGAAACGGGACAAGGGCCUGAUCUCUCGUCUGCGGGACAGCCAGUUCGACGUUCUCCUCUCUGACCCCAUCGCCUUCUGUGGUGAUGCACUGGCGUUAAUGCUGGGCAUUCCCUACGUCUACUCCCUGCGCUUCACUCCGAGCUACAUUAUCGAGCGCUACUGUGGGGCGAUGCCCGCGCCUCCAUCCUACGUGCCCAUGCCAGUGUCUAAUCUCCCGGACCAUAUGCACUUCUGGCAACGAGUGCAAAACACUGUGAUGUAUUUUCUCAGUGACUUGAUGCAUAUAUUGAUGGAUGGAAACAAUUCAAACAGAAUAUAUGCUGAAUUGCUCGGUAAGUGUACAACAAUUUGCGAGGUGAUGAGCGGUGCUGAGUUCUGGCUCAUCCGGAACAACUGGGAUCUCGACUUUCCACGCCCGUUCCCUCCAAAUUUCGUCUUCGUCGGUGGGCUCCACUGCAAGCCCGCAAAACCCUUACCCGAGGACCUUGAAGAGUUUGCGCAGAGCUCGGGUGAGCACGGCCUCAUUGUGUUCUCGCUGGGGUCCAUGAUCAAAUACAUGCCUAUGGAGAGGGCUGAAUUGAUCGCCUCUGCACUGGCUCAGCUCCCACAGAAGGUGGUGUGGAGAUACAUGGGAGAGAAGCCGUCUUCCCUGGGCUCCAACACUAAGCUGGUGCCCUGGCUGCCACAGAACGACUUGCUGGGCCACCCAAAGACCCGCGCCUUCAUCACGCACGGCGGGACUAACGGAGUAUACGAGGCCAUCUACCACGGCGUCCCCAUGCUCGGCUUCCCGCUUUUUGGCGACCAGAAGGACAACCUCCUGAGAGUGCAGACGCGUGGGGUUGCUAUCAUAUUGGACAUAAUCAUGGUCACUGCCCCGGAGAUCCAAGACGCACUCAGCUUGCUCAUCAAUAACAGCAGCUACCAGCAGAGCAUGGAGCGCCUCUCGCGCCUCCACCACGACCAGCCCGAGCGACCGAUAGACCGUGCGGUGCACGCGCUGGAGUUCGUGAUGCGUCACGGCCACGCGCGCCACCUGCGCCCAGCGGCGCAUCGACUCGCCUGGUAUCAGCUGCACUGCCUGGACGUGGUCGCCUUCCUGAGCGUUGCUGUAGGGCUCGCCCUCGCACUGCCCGUCCUCCUCUGCCGCCUGUGCUGCCACUGCAGGAGGGCGGCCAAAGUGGCAGCCAAGAAGGGCAAGAAGGAGUGACGGGAGCCGGAUCACUGUGUCAUCUCUUUGUAAAAUUAAAUUGAUUGCGGUCCUUUUUGACGGCGUUGUGUGACUUGACAAUUACGAAACAGCUCUUUCUGUACAUCGUCUUUACAUUUGAUUGCAUGUAAAUGCGACCUGAAUCCAAAUUGUAUUGUCUUGCAUUUCCAUCAUGUUGUAACGUUCUUAGCCCGUGCCCCAAAUAGACAUUGUGAAAAUAAGCUUUAUAGAUCAUCGGAUUCCUCCUGUAGUAUAAAUGCAGAUUCUGAUUUAGGAUUUGGUGGAGGGUCCCUUAAUAAAAUUGAGCGACUAUUGCUUGCUUGCUAUAUUGAUCGAUACAAGGUGUAAUGCAAAUGUAGCUUUAUGUGAAAUGCAUAAUAUAAACGGGUCAGGAUACCUUCGUAAUAACCUUUCACGAACAUGAAAGGUAUGGAAGUGGUAAUAUCGUGCAUGCAGCACAUGCAGACAUAAAAUGGCUGUUUCUGAAUUUAAUUUACCUUU
Molecule: messenger RNA, 1858 nt
Organism: Petromyzon marinus (sea lamprey)
Lineage: Eukaryota; Metazoa; Chordata; Hyperoartia; Petromyzontiformes; Petromyzontidae
Source: RefSeq, a predicted model, not a curated record